UUGCAAUGUUUUCCAUAUUCGGAUGUUUUUAGUGCAGUGAGCGAUUGUGACUACGUGCUCCAUAUCGCGUCACCGUUUCCCAUUGUAUCCGAUCCAUCCUGCGUGGACAUUGCUGUCACUGGAACACUCAAUGUUCUCCGAGCCGUUUCGAAAGAACCCAGCGUGAAGAAAGUCGUUCUCACCAGCAGUUGUGCUGCGGUACACGAAGGGCAAACCUAUGGAAAAACGUACGACGAAACGUCAUGGACCAAUGUUGACGAUCCAAAGGUAGACUACUACGCCAAAAGCAAGACAUUGGCCGAAAAAGCCGCAUGGGAUUUCGUUAACAACAUAAAGGACGGCAACAAAUUCAAACUGACGUGCCUGAAUCCGACAUUUGUUGUUGGCCCACUGAUAAUAGAUGAAGAAGGUGCCAGUAUAUCGCUGAUGCGACGAUUCCUCAACUUUGAAUGGCCUGCCCUUCCGGAACUGAAUCUGGCCUGUGUGGACGUUCGAGACGUGGCGAAAGCACAUUUGCUAGCUAUGCAUUGUCCGGAAAGUGAUGGAGAGCGAAUUUUGAUCACAAGCCAGCCGUCAUUUUGGUUCAGAGAUAUCGCUCGGAUUUUGGGAGAAGAAUUCAGACCACAAGGUUUCUGGGUACCUCGUCUUCAGGCACCCUACUUCAUACUCUGGUUAUACUCGUUCUUUGAUAAGGAAGCUCACUCGGCUCUGAAUCGAACCGGCUACGAGAACAACUUUGACAAUUCGAAAGCCAAGCGCAUACUAGGUAUGAAAUUCAAUGAUCCUGCCGUGGCAAUGGUGGAAAUGGGCUAUUCACUGAUUGAGAGAGGAAUCGUCAAGAAACGCUCUGGUUACAAGGGAGUACCGAAGAAAUACAAUAUUUAG
Cooperia oncophora is the source of this 885-nucleotide messenger RNA. Lineage: Eukaryota; Metazoa; Nematoda; Chromadorea; Rhabditida; Trichostrongylidae. The record is from the annotation of a GenBank genome assembly.